UUUUGACAGGUUGAUUAUUGCCAUUGCUGUUAUCCUGCAAGCUGGAAUCAAGUUUCCAUCGGCCAGACGCCAGCCGUGCCAGUCCGGCAUCACGGGAUCCCACGUAGCUGCUUUGCGGCUUAUCCUCCAGACAGGCAUCUACCAACCUAGAGCCGGAUGCAAGCCGCGCCAGCCUGACUGUGUGCCUAGGAUUACCGCUAGGAGGAUCGGAAUGUCAAAGAAAGAAGAAGGUCCCAAACCUUUUCACCCUCAUCGGACAUCGCUUGAGCAACUACAGAAAUGUUACGGGUCAGAUAACUCCAGAAAAUUCCAGAAGACAGAAAGGAAACAUGUGACAAGUCGCACGUACAGUGACUCCAGUACUCUCAGCCAUUUAUCUGUAUCUCGGCAUUUAGAACAGCGCCUCCGACCUGCGACCUGUUCUGCGUGUAGGGCCUGUGUGUCCACAAGUCUGACUGACUCCAUAACAGAAGUCCAUAAACUGCAACCAAUAAACCGGGCGCACAAACUUCCCUACUACUCUGCAAAAAACAACAAAAAGAGGCCUAAAGCGAGACACAAGACCAAGGCGCAGGGCAACACUACUGUUCUGCGGCAGCUUCCAAGUUCCAAAAAUCUGAGUUCAUGUAAUAGUAAGAGACCUAGCAGCGUCCAGGGCCUCGCAUCAUCUCUUAGCACCAGGUUGUCAGAAGAGAAGAUGCCCUCCUUGCCUUCUCUCCCCGCUCUACCUCAAUCCGGUUUCCUAUCUGCGCGCGCUGGUAACACUGGUGGUGGGUCUAACAGUACGUACCAUCCUGACCAUGAACUAAGACAGUGGAUUGUAGAGUUUGGAGGCGACGAGCAGGCAGCUUUCAUGGCACUGGGACUCCAAAAGUUACAGCUGGCAUACAAGAUGGGUAAAGCCGAAAUGUACCAGUCAACACAAUGUAAAACCGCCAUUGAGUGCUGACGCCUAUAGAGCAAUAUGGAUGGUGUGCCUCCAUAGCCUCCUAUCUGCUAUUGGGGUCUUGAAAUUUCUUGAAGGGAUGGAUCAUCAGAAGAUGACCUACUGUUAUAAUCACUUUGUAUUUUUUCAUUUUUCUCUGCAUUAUCUUUAUAUUAAAAAAUCCUUUAAUAUUUAUGUUUUUACUCUACACACUGAACCCCUCGAUAUGUUGCCUUUUUUUUAUCAUUCACUAUCCAUCGGGCCCAUUAGUUUUGGUGCCCGAAACUUAA
Molecule: messenger RNA, 1215 nt
Organism: Hyla sarda
Lineage: Eukaryota; Metazoa; Chordata; Amphibia; Anura; Hylidae
Exons: 6
Coding region: 212-949 (245 amino acids)
Source: RefSeq, a predicted model, not a curated record